AUGAACUACAUCAACUACAAGAACUACAGCAACUACAAGAACUACAGCAACUACAAGAACUACAGCAACUACAAGAACUACAGGAACUACAGGAACUACAGCAACUACAGCAGCUACAGGAACUACAGCAACUACAGCAGCUACAGGAAAUACAGCAACUACAGCAGCUACAGGAACUACAGCAACUACAGCAGCUGCAGAAACUACAGGAACUACAGCAACUACAGGAACUACAGCAACUACAGCAGCUACAGCAACUACAGAAACUACAAGAACUACAGCAACUACAAGAACUACAGCAACUACAAGAACUACAGCAACUACAAGAACUACAGGAACUACAGCAACUACAGCAACUACAAGAACUACAGCAACUACAAGAACUACAGGAACUAA
This is a messenger RNA of Knipowitschia caucasica, 396 nucleotides long. Lineage: Eukaryota; Metazoa; Chordata; Actinopteri; Gobiiformes; Gobiidae. The record is from the annotation of a GenBank genome assembly.